AUGAGCCAAUUUUUACGCGCCGCUUUACGCAGAGUCAAUUCAACAGUAGCAUUGUUGAACAAUGGUAUCAUCACACACAAUCAUAACCAUCACAAUUGUUUUUCCACGUCAGCACCCACCCAAAAUGCCAUAAACAACAUUACGGUCUUCGGCUCAGGCUUAAUGGGUGCAGGUAUAACACAAGUAGCCGCCCAAAACGGGUACAAAGUAACCAUGGUGGACCUUGACGAACAAUACCUACAAAAAGGUCACGACAUUAUCAACGCAUCUUUGAAACGAGUCGGCAAAAAACUGUACAUAGACGACGAGGCAAAACAAAAAGAACUGAUCGAUUCGACGUUUGCUAACAUCACCACCAGCACCGACUCGUCAAAGUCAGUCGAGGCAGCUGAUCUUGUUGUUGAGGCAAUCGUGGAAAAUCUCGAGACAAAGCAGAAGUUGUUUUCGACGUUGGACAAAGCAGCACCAGGACAUACCAUUUUCACGUCGAAUACUUCCAGUUUACCCAUUUCAGAUAUUGCUCAGGCAACGACGAGACCUGAAAAAUUCGCGGGUUUGCAUUUUUUUAAUCCGGUACCGCAGAUGAAGUUGGUUGAAGUGGUGAGGACGGAUAAAACUAGCCAGGAAACGUUUGAUACCUUGGUUGAAAUCACUAAAAAAUUGAAAAAAGAACCGGUUGCAUGCAAAGAUACCCCUGGAUUCAUCGUCAAUCGACUUCUUGUGCCCUAUCUAUUGGAAGCUAUGCGUCUCGUUGAACGCGGUGAAGCAAAUCCUCAAGAUGUUGAUACUGCAAUGAAACUGGGCGCUGGAAUGCCAAUGGGUCCUUUCGAGUUAGGAGACUUCGUCGGAUUGGAUACUCUUAAAUUCAUCGUUGAUGGCUGGCGAAAAGGCGGAAAAAUAGACGCAAACUUAGUCGAACCGGUCAAAAUUCUUGACGAACUCGUCGCUGCCGGUCAUCUUGGAAAAAAAUCUGGCAAAGGAUUUAAAUCCUAUUAA
Ambispora leptoticha is the source of this 996-nucleotide messenger RNA. Lineage: Eukaryota; Fungi; Glomeromycota; Glomeromycetes; Archaeosporales; Ambisporaceae. The record is from the annotation of a GenBank genome assembly.